UGGACUUAAAAGAAGACUGAACUACGAAUCAUGCCGGACGCCCCCUCAGUGAAAGCGCCCAAGAAGGGCUCAAAGAAAGCCGUCACCAAGACCGCCAGCAAGACCGGCAAGAAGAGGAGAAAGUCCAGGAAGGAGAGCUACGCCAUCUACGUGUACAAGGUGAUGAAGCAGGUCCAUCCAGACACCGGCAUCUCCUCCAAAGCCAUGGGCAUCAUGAACUCCUUUGUGGGCGACAUCUUUGAGCGCAUCGCCGGUGAGGCCUCCCGUCUGGCUCACUACAACAAGCGCUCCACCAUCACUUCCAGGGAGAUCCAGACCGCUGUCCGCCUGCUGCUGCCCGGUGAGCUGGCAAAGCACGCAGUGUCCGAGGGAACCAAGGCUGUGACCAAGUACACCAGCUCCAAGUAAAGCUGCUGCUAAACCAACAACACAAAGGCUCUUUUAAGAGCCACCCACUACAACUAAAGACAUGUUCCUGUUCUAGUUUUAUAAAUACAUUGUUAAAUACAUGUUGAACCACAGUGCAAUAUCCACAAUU
This is a messenger RNA of Sebastes umbrosus (honeycomb rockfish), 538 nucleotides long. RefSeq names its product histone H2B 1.2-like. Bases 31 to 408 code for a protein of 125 amino acids. Gene Ontology annotation, cellular component: nucleosome. Gene Ontology annotation, molecular function: DNA binding; protein heterodimerization activity; structural constituent of chromatin. The record is from RefSeq and is a predicted model, not a curated record. NCBI's taxonomy places the organism in Eukaryota, Metazoa, Chordata, Actinopteri, Perciformes, Sebastidae. The transcript has a single exon.